UCUGUUAUAUUUGAUGAAAGGAGAGAAUCACCCUGUUUUGACAGAAGAGAUGAGUUUAAAAUUGAGAUUUUGACAAGAAUUGUUCCGUGGGAGAAAAUUAACGUUUCUUGGGACACUUUUCCAUAUCCCAUAGAUGAGCAUACAAAAAGUCUUCUGGUGGAAUUUGCUGAUUCACACUUGAGAUAUAAUAAGUUUGCUUCAUCUUUUGGUACUGGCCUUGCAUCUUCAAGUGGAAGAAUAUUGCUUCAGAGUAUUCCCGGCACUGAGCUUUAUCAGGAGAGAUUAGUUAGAGCUCUUGCACAACAUUUACAAGUUCCUUUGUUGGUGUUUGAUAGAAGCAUCCUUACUCCUUAUGAUAUUGAUGAUGAUUUAUUGUCACACAAUGAUAAUGCUGAAUCUGGGGAGGAAGGUUCUCUGGAGUCAAAGAAUGAGGAUGACAAUGAUGCUAGGUAUUGUGCUAGUAGUGAAGAAGAGCCAGAUGCUAGUGAAAAUGAAAAUGAAAAUGAAGAUGCAGAGGCUUCUGCCAAAGCAGUCCUUGAGAAAAUUAAAGCGGCUGUUCAGAAAUUUGUCCCAUAUAACGUUGAAGAAUUGCCGAAGGAUAUAUCUGGGAAGGAAGGUUCUCUGGAGUCAGACUCAGAGAAUGAGGAAAGGUGGUCGAGCGACUCCGAUGUUGAGUCAGAUGCUACUGAAAAUGAAGAUGCAGUGGCUUCUGCCGAAGCAGUCGUUGAGAAAAUUAAAGCGGCUGUUCAGAAACUUGUCCCAUAUAAUGUUGAAGAAUUGUCGGAGGAUAUAUCUGGGGAGGAAGGUUCUCUGGAGUCAGAGAAUGAGGAAGGGUGGUCGACCUAUUCCGAUGUCAAGUCAGAUGCUAGUGAAAAUGAAGAUGCAGAGGCUUCUGCCGAAGCAGUCGUUGAGAAAAUUAAAGCGGCUGUUCAGAAACUUGUCCCAUAUAAUGUUGAAGAAUUGCCGAAGAUAACCUCUGGAGAGUCUGAGACUUUCAAGUCUAAUGAUGGCAAGUUCGAUGAUAAAUUUGAAUGUCAACUAAGAAAAGGCGACCGUGUGAAGUACAUUGGGCCAUAUAUUCCAGUUACAGCUGAUGAUAGCAGGCCUUUAGCUAAUGGUCAGAGAGGAGAGGUGUAUGAGGUUAAUGGAGAUCGAGUCUCUGUCAUUUUGGAUAUUAAUGAGGAUGAGCUGGAAAGUGUUGAUAAUAUAAAGCCACCAAUUUGUUGGACUGAUGUUAACAACAUUGAGCAUGAUCUUGAUGCUCCAUCAGAGGAUUGCUACAUAGCAAUGGAGGCUUUAUGUGAGGUUUUACAUUCCAAACAACCACUUAUUGUCUAUUUUCCAGAUGGUUUGCAUAAAUCAGUUCCUAAGUCAAUCCAAAGUGAGUUUUUUCAAAAGGUCCAAGAGAAGUUUGAACUGCUAUCUGGCCCCAUAGUACUGAUUUGUGGGCAAAACAAAGCUCAGUCGAAAGGACAACUAGAUGAGAAACUACUGGUAAUAUUCAAGAAACAACUUGAGGAAGAUAGGAAAAUUGUGAUUUCACAGUAAUUUGAAGAAACUUGUUGAGAAAUUAAACACGUGCCUUGGCUGCUGCUUUAGAUAGUUUAGUUCAGUUUGAAUGAGUCAAAUAAAAUAUCUUCUACUAGCUGUUAGUGGAGAGAUCAGUUUAUGUUUUGUUUUUAAUUAUAAGUAACAGCCCCUAGAAUUUAGCUUAAAUUAAGGAGGUUAUCUCUUAUCAGUUAUUUUCAAGAUGUAUUUAAAUUCAAGUUUGUGAUUCAAUAAAGUAUUAUGCUUUUGCUGCCUCAUAUCAAAAAAUUUAUACCGUUCAAUUUUCUCUUCUGCUA
Messenger RNA from Lotus japonicus, 1844 nucleotides. RefSeq lists its product as uncharacterized. The transcript has 11 exons. Lineage: Eukaryota; Viridiplantae; Streptophyta; Magnoliopsida; Fabales; Fabaceae. The record is from RefSeq and is a predicted model, not a curated record. Bases 1288 to 1548 code for a protein of 86 amino acids.